Molecule: messenger RNA, 6651 nt
Organism: Mytilinidion resinicola
Lineage: Eukaryota; Fungi; Ascomycota; Dothideomycetes; Mytilinidiales; Mytilinidiaceae
Exons: 5
Coding region: 309-6362 (2017 amino acids)
Biological process (GO): protein import into nucleus; post-transcriptional tethering of RNA polymerase II gene DNA at nuclear periphery; RNA export from nucleus
Cellular component (GO): nuclear pore cytoplasmic filaments; nuclear pore
Molecular function (GO): structural constituent of nuclear pore
Source: RefSeq, a predicted model, not a curated record
CUCUCCCAUUCCUUUCACUCCCACCGUCUCUCCUUCUCAGCCCGCGACGGCUUAUUUAAUUCCUCGACCCCGCCAUCUCCACGGCGGAUAGAGCGUUUCCUUCUCCUUCUCUUCUCUUCGAAUUGCCAGCGACGCGAGCGAGCGUUGUCUGACUGGCCCCUUCAAACCCCCCAGCGCAGCGCAUCUCUAGCGCGUCGCGCAAGUCAAACAUUUCCACACCACAACCACACCCACUGCCAUACACCCAUCCGCAAAUCGUGCCCCUGACAGCUUCCUACCUCCACGCCCCGGCGUAGACAGUGGCCAGCAUGUCGGGCUUUGGUGGGUUUGGCGGCUUCGGCAACUCCAACCCGCAGAACAGCAGCUUCGGCGGCUUUGGUUCUAACAACAACACCAACCCAGGCUUUGGCUCAGGCGCCUUCGGCAGCACCGGCGGCGGUCUCUUUGGCAAUUCAAAUACCAAUGCGAACACUGGCGGAGGCCUGUUUGGCGGCAACACGAACACCAACACUGGAAGUGGCUUCGGAGGUUUCGGCAACAACGCUCCCAAGACGACCUUUGGCGCCUCGCCUUUCGCGACAUCCACGUCGAACGCUCCCCUAUUCGGAGGUGGUGCGACGUCAACCGCUGGCGGCGGAAUGUUUGGAGGAGCUACGGCGAACAAUCAAACCACAGGAGGAUUUGGGACCAACACUGGUGGAGGACUCUUUGGUCAACAACAGAACAAGCCUGCUGCAUUCGGCGCCACAAACACGAACACAACUGGCGGCGGACUCUUCGGUGCUAGUAAUACGACUGGAGGUUUCGGCCAGUCCACUGGCACUACUCAGCCUGCCUUUGGCGGUUUUGGCGGCGCGUCCGCGGGACGUGAACCGAACAAUGGCACAGCAAGUACGCCGUUUGAAGCUGUCAUCGAGAAAGAUGGUACCAGCGGAACCCAGCAUUUCCAGACUAUCACCUUCCAGCCUAAAUACAUGCCCUACUCCCUCGAGGAAUUGAGGCUUGUCGACUAUGCCCAAGGUAGACGCUACGGCAAUCAGAACGGUCAGGCUGGAGCAUUCGGUCAGAGCAGCGGCUUUGGAGGAACAUUCGGCAAUACCAAUACUCAGACCAAUACCGCCGGAAACACGCAAGGCGGCGGACUCUUUGGGAAUGCCAACACCAAUACCACUGGAGGAUUCGGCGCUACCAACAACGCCACAACUGGUGGUCUAUUCGGCCAGGCAAAGCCUGCUACUGGUGGUCUCUUCGGCACAACUGCCACGACUACGCAGCCUAGCGGCGGGCUUUUUGGAACCGCCGGAACUACCAAUACUACGGGCGGCUUCGGAUCCAACGCCACAGGUAGCUUUGGCAGCACCAAUACCGGAGGAGGUCUUUUCGGCCAGCAAAACCAAACUCAGAACAAGCCCGCAUUUGGUGGAUUUGGAACCACUGCAACCACAGGCACCACAGGUGGGUUUGGUUCCACUCCCACCCCAGCCUUUGGGCAACAGAACCAAGCUUCUACUGGAGGAGGACUCUUCGGCAGCACCACCACAGGCUCAGGAUUCGGCGGUGCCCAACAGCAACAGAACACAACGGGCGGCGGCUUGUUCGGCGGAGGCGCAUUCGGCCAGCAGAACCAGCAGCAACCCCAACAAAAUCAGACUCAAAACCAGGGCGGUGGUCUCUUUGGUGGCUUCGGCAACGCGAACACCCAGCAACAAGCGAAACCUGGACUUUUCGGUGCCAGCACGACGGCGAAUACUGGAACUUCCUUGUUCGGCGGCCAACAGAAUACCCAGCCUCAGCAACAGACUGGUGGAGGCCUUUUCGGCAACACUACUCAACAACCGCAGCAGCAAGGCAGCAGCCUAUUCGGGGCCAAACCUGCUGCAACUGGCAGUCUUUUCGGCGGGAACACAAACACCGCGAAUACCGGCGGCGGAUUGUUCGGCAACCUGAACACAAACCAGAACCAGCAAAAUCAAGGUUCCAGCCUUGGAGGUGGCCUUUUUGGGCAGCAGAACCAGCAACAACAGAAGCCGUCGCUGUUCGGGUCCACCACGGGUACCAAUACCGGUGGUGGCUUGUUCGGAGGACAGAACAAUGCAGCACAGGGUAGCUUGUUUGGAGGAAGCCAACAGCAGCAGCCUCAGCAGCCGCUGAACAACAGUCUCUUGGGUACCUCCCAGCAAAGCAACGCACUGCACACCAGCCUAGGCCAGAACCCAUACGGAAACAGUGAAUUAUUCAUGACCACCCCUGGUGGAAGCCAACAGAAUCCCGGCCCUGUGGCCACUCCGCUUUCCAGCACCCUGAGAGUCAAGAAGGCCGCCCCCCUUCCCCAGCACAAGCUCAAUCCUGCUGCCUCCACUCGUCUUAUUACUCCCCAGAAGCGAACAGGCACCUUUGGCUUCUCUUACUCCACGUACGGCACUCCUGGAAGUGCUUACAGCAGCCCCGCCUUUGGAAACAGCCUUCUGAGCUCACAGCGAUCGCUUGGCAAGAGCAUGUCUACUAGCAAUCUGCGGAAUGCGUACAACCCCCAGGACAGCAUCCUAACCCCAGGUGCCUUUUCACGCGCCGGCCCUGACUUCGUUGGCUCCGGCAGCCUGAAGCGUCUCCAAAUCAACCGCACCAUGGCUAAUCGGCCUUCUCUCUUUGGAAACGAGCAGGCCACUGCAAGCCCGGUUCCUAAGAAAUCUGUGAGCUUUGACCAGACUGCUAAUGGAGCCCACGCCAACGGGCUCGCCAAUGGUCUUGCCAAUGGAGCGACACCUAACGGAACAAGAAAUGCUCUGGUUCGAACUGAAGUGGAUGAGCCUGCUUCCCAACCGGAGCCCGUCACCCGUGGUGCCUCAGUCCGUGAUGUCUCCCGACCUCCCAUGGAACAGAUUUCCGGCAAUGAGCUCGCUGUUGUUCCAGAGCACAGCGCAUCCAACUCGACUUCCAAGAAGGACAGGGCUCGCGCCACGCAAAAGGAUCAGGAUCUCGGUGCGUACUGGUCGAAGCCCUCCAUCGAGGAGCUGCUUAAGAUGCCGUCUUUGAGACUCCGAGCUGUUCCUGACUUUAUUGUUGGCCGCGACGGGGUUGGAACGAUUCACUUCCUGCGCCCGGUUGAUCUUACCACCGUUGACCUGAACAAUUUCUUCGGCACGGUCAUUAACUUAAUCACUCGGGAAGCCUCUGUCUAUGGUCCUACUUCCAACGUUGACAAGGCCCUUCCAGGUCUGGGUCUGAACGUCCACUCUCGCAUCAGCCUAGAGAACUCAUGGCCGCGAACUCGAGCUGGCCGUCUCCCUGUUCACGAGAAGAAGGGACCGCGCGUAGACAAGCACAUUGAGCGUCUCAAGGACAUCAAGAACACCAAGUUCAUUGACUUCAAAAUCGACACUGGCGAGUGGACUUUCGAAGUGGAACACUUCAGCACCUAUGGGCUUCCUGACGAUGAUGAUGAGUCAUACUGGGAUGAAGACGAAACCGAGCUCAGCGCCGCUCCCGAUACUCCGACUCAGGUUCGCACACCCGGAGCACAGGCGACUCCUUCCUCGGCUGUUUCUCAGGAGGACAUCUCAAUGGCCGAUUCCAGUCCAGAUGAUACCUUUGACUUUAAGAAGGGCAAGCGGGCAUCUCUUCCAGGUGGCUUUGGAGAGGAGACGAUAUAUGACGAUGAAGAUGGUGUGGAUGAGGGAGCCGAGUCUUUUUUAGAUGAUGGCUCCGUGGGUUCGCUCGACGGAGGUCAGGAUGAGGACAUGACCGACAAGAGCGGAUCGGAGCUGGCCGAGGAUCUGAACAUGGCGGGUUCUUUCUCUGGGCCAGUUCAGACCACGGAGCAAUCAGCCGCCACUGAACCUACCCCGCUCAUGGGCUCGAUCAAGCCCAAGUCAAUCUUGAAAGCUAGUCAAGCAGCGCCUUCAGGAAUGGGCACCCCAGCCAAGACGAAGUUCAUCUUUGAAGAUGAUUGGGCUGAGCAGCUCCAACGUACCGUGAGCCCGAAGAAGCAGAAUCGACAAGCCCUUAAAGAAAACCAGGGCACAGCUCUUAAGGAGUUUAGCGACAACAUUCCGAGAAUGGGACAGUCAUUCAAUGCUGCGAAGCCGAUCACUAACCACAUUGAUCUCAUGAAUUCCUUGUUCGGCCAGGAAACGAGCAAAGUAGGAGGAGCUAAGCGGGAUGGAACUGCAGAGGGCCUUCAGUAUCCCUACUCGAAGCGGCCGAAAACAUCCCACAACCUCGGCGAUAUGGCCGAAAUCGACCAGCAGUUCCACUCCUGCAACAAGCCCCGAUGGUCCCUCGAUGGAACCCUUGUAUAUGCUGCCUCGGGCAACGCCUUAUCCCUCGAUGGUGGUAUCCUUGCGAAAGCGAAGCAACCGAUCGUGUCCGAACACAAGGAUAUCCAAUUCGCCAAGCUAGCCACCCAUCGAGACGCUACUUGCGAGACCUUGGUUCCACAGAAAGAUGUUACCCAGAUAAUCUUGGAUCACGGUAUACCCCAGGCUUCCGUCAGCGGGAAUUUCCAGUUUGGUACUCUUGCUCAGCUUGUUGCCAUUGACACGGAGGAAGGCCGCCAUGAGCAGCAGGCCUGGCAACUAGCCUCUAUACUCUUCGAUGACGUGGAUCUGCCUGCCAAAUUGACUCCCGGAUUGACCAAGGAGGAUCAUAUCCAUCGUGCCCGCAAAGCAAAGCUUUCUGAGUUCUGGCAAUCACUCGUAUUCGACGAUGCUCAAAUGGAGGUCCAGGAAGCUGAAACUGCCGAAGGUAAAGCUCUUGCCCAUCUCACUGCUCACAAUGUCGUUGACGCUUGUCAGACGUUGGUGGGUGGAAAAGACUUCCGUCUCGCUACCAUGGUUGCUCAGAUUGGAGGUGGUCUCCAGAUGCGCAAAGACAUGCAAGCCCAGCUUGAGGAGUGGCAGCGCAUGGACGUUGUCUCCGAGAUGGAAGAACCACUUCGCGCUAUCUAUGAGCUCCUGGCUGGCAACUGCACCAAGAGCGAUGGCGACCAAGCCCAGGGGAUCCAGGGAGGACUGGAGAACAAAGCCUCGACUUUCAGUAUUUCUUCACAUUUCCGACUAGACUGGCGGCGUGCAUUUGGACUUCGCCUCUGGUACGGAACCCUUGCGGAGGAACCACUGCAUCUGGCCGUCACACAAUUCGCCUACGAUCUCCGAGAGGGCCGCGAAGAUGUCAAACCUAUCCCAUGGUUUGUUGAGGAUGCAUUGAACAUGGGCUGGAACGACCCGACCCCGGAGUCGCGUGAAGAUUUGCUAUGGGGGCUGCUGAAGCUCUACAGUGCAUCAUACGAAAAAGGCAUUCCUGCGAAUGUCGAAGACAUCUUCUCGCCACAGAGUACCACCGGUAACCCCAUGAACGCACGUCUGCCCUUCCAGCUAAGCCAGCUCUUCCAAGCUCGUGUUGUUGCCGCGCCACCCACCCUACGCAUCAGCCAGCUACCCGUUUCCCGCUCAGAGACUGGUUACAGCAAAUCUUUCAUGUCUUCGACAUCUUCGGCGCCCGGUGGUGACCAAGCUCCAGAUCCCUUCGCCGAGCUUUCGGACAACAUCGCGCUCACAUACGCUAGUACCCUUCACACCAAGGAGCACUGGCUCAAGGCCGUCUACGUGUACACGCAUUUGUCAUCCCCAGCAAACCGGGAACACUACAUCCGUUCCGUGAUGUCCUUUUUCUCUUCUUCUUUCACCACAUUAGACACAGACCCGACCUACAUCACUCUCACGAAAGACCUGCACAUACCAAAAGCCUGGCUGCACUCCGCCAAAGCUCUCCAGGCCAAGUCCGACGGCGAUAGCACGACCGAAUGCCGCGAGCUCCUCGGUGCCGGCGAUCUCGUCACUGCCCACGAAGUCCUUUGCCGCGCCGUAGCGCCCGCUGCUAUCAUUGCCCGCGACUACGACACAUUGCGCGAGCUCCUAGGCGACUUCGACUCCCCGCCCAACUCGCCUGCCAACCCGACCGCGAACCUCCGCAGCUCGAUCCGCCGCGGCGCAUCCGCUUCUUCGUUGAAGUCCGAGGCUGUCCCAGGCUGGCGCACCGGCGGCCUGAUUUACUUCGACUACAUCCAUCUCCUGGACCUCGAGAAGAGCAAGCACUCAGAGGCCGUGCACAAGGAAGCCGUGGGCAUUGUGGCGCGACUCUCUGGCGCACUGGAGCCGAUCGCGGGCCAGGACUUCGAGGGCAGGAACUUGGAAGAGCGUGUGGCGCUAGGCGAGAUCGCAGGCGCAGUUGCGAACUGGGGUACCAAUGAGCGGGGCUCGAAAGCCAGGGUGCUUAGGCUGCCGCUGACGGAGGAUAAGUGGCUAAGGCAUAGCAGGGAGUUGAGCAUGGGGUACUACAAGGCUGUGCUUGCGGCAGCCAGGUAGGGGGUGGAUCUUUUGAGGGAUAGUUUGGUGUGAUUUUUUGGCUAGGGGGGUGCUGCAUACGGGUUCUUUUACUGAACCAGCCUCAUUAGAGAGGGAGCAUGCAAAAAUGGGGAUGGAGCGGGUUUCAGCAGAUAUUAGCAUAACUUAGGUGCCCACUGUGGCUUGUAAUAUUGUCCUUGGCUCUUUUGACUUUUUUUUCCUGUUGUCGUGAAGUUCGUGUUGUCUAGCGUAUUGUAUUUGGGUAUAUGUCAUUAUAUCCACUCCAUUUAUGAGAAGUGAUGGAUCAGGG